ACGAACCACCUCUCCUUGACGCAUACAGCUGUUGACGGGAAUUAUCUAACUCUGACCUUUCUUGUACUCGUAUAGAGUUAGCAGAGGACAACAUAUGCAAGGCAACGGUGGUGUACGCGAGACAUUGCCUCGCGACUUGAACUCGUGGCGCUCGCUCGAAACUAAGGAAGAAUGGCGCUAUGUUUGGGAGGCCGUCCGACCCACUUUCCAUGACGCCGGCAUUUACGUGUGGCCAUUCGACAGGCUCUACGCAAGAGCUGACACUCGAAACCCAAUGCGAUCCAAUGGGUUUGCCUACGUCACCUCAAUGCGUGGAGAAUCUUGGACAGACCUUCUUCAGAAGUUUACUUGUCAUAACGAGCUUACGCGCGCCGGAUCGACCUUGAAUGGGGUGCAUGUCGUUAUACGUGUAGUUGCAAUGGGGGACGAAGGGAAGCGCCACCUCGAGAUCCUGCGCAAACUAGCUCAGGGCCCACGGAGCAUGUUCGCCGAGAAUCACAUUGACAUCACUUUUACCGUCUCGCCGUUCGUGGCCGAUAAUAUGCGUGACUGCUACGGAUUCUGGGCGAAGAACUCUGUCGGCGACAUAGUCGAUAUGAUUUUGCAAGCGUUGGAGGCAGUUGCUUUUGUUCAUGACCUCGGGAUAGUACACAGAGACCUGUGCAAAGCAAAUUACCUCAUCCAAUGGCAUCCCGAGUCUCUAGUGGCAAUGCGGGUGCCUCUGUCUCGCCCACGUGCACUCCUGACCGAUUUUGAGACGGCCCACGAAUUCCCUUCGGACCUUCCGCCUCAACAGCGCGUGCUGAGUGGGCUGCCAUUAGUCGGCUAUCAACGCCCAGUUCCUCCGGAGAUGACUUGUGGGAAGCCGUACGACCCGUUCAAAGCAGAUAUAUGGCAGUUGGCGGAGAGCUUUUCUGAUUUCCGGGCAACGAUUCCUGAGAUCGAUACCAUCCUUGAACAGAUGCUCGAAUUGGACGUCUCUCUGAGAUUGUCUGCAGUAGAUGCUCGUGACAAACUAGCUGCAAUCGUUCAUAGUAUCCCCCCGAGCGCUCUUUUGAUCCCCCCGCUGCUGUUGAAGCCUCCGAUCCUUGAAACCUGAAGCUCGAAACGUAUCAUCAUAUAGACGGUCUCUUUUUCUAGGUCAAAAUCACUUCUCGGCUUAUUUAUUGAAUA
This is a messenger RNA of Fomitopsis serialis, 1173 nucleotides long. RefSeq lists its product as uncharacterized. Bases 95 to 1099 code for a protein of 334 amino acids. Gene Ontology annotation, biological process: protein phosphorylation. Gene Ontology annotation, molecular function: protein kinase activity; ATP binding. The record is from RefSeq and is a predicted model, not a curated record. Lineage: Eukaryota; Fungi; Basidiomycota; Agaricomycetes; Polyporales; Fomitopsidaceae. The transcript is spliced from 8 exons.